Molecule: messenger RNA, 11850 nt
Organism: Angiostrongylus costaricensis
Lineage: Eukaryota; Metazoa; Nematoda; Chromadorea; Rhabditida; Metastrongylidae
Source: the annotation of a GenBank genome assembly
GCAAAUGGGACACCCGCUGGAGUUGCGCCAAAUCCGAGACAAGACGAGGAUGAUUUCGCGAAUGAGACCCUCUUUUUCGAACGAAACCGCAUCAAACAGUUACAGGAUGAGCGUGUGCACAUUCAGAAGAAAACAUUCACGAAGUGGUGCAAUUCUUUUCUAAAUCGGGCGAGGUUGGAAGUUGUUGAUCUCUUCGUUGAUUUUGGUGAUGGUGUGUUACUCAUGAAGCUUCUUGAAAUCAUAUCUGGAGAAAAACUAGGAAAGCCGAACAGAGGCCGUAUGCGAGUGCAGAAAAUUGAGAAUCUCAACAAGGUCUUGGAUUUUUUGAAGAAAAAGAAGAUCCAGCUUGAAAAUAUUGGAGCUGAAGACAUUUUGGAUAGGAAUGAGCGUCUCAUUCUUGGUCUGAUUUGGACGAUUAUCCUUCGUUUCCAAAUCGACACAAUAGUGAUUGAGGAUGAAGAAGAGCGAGGUGAACGUAAACAUGCCAAAGAUGCACUUCUGUUAUGGUGUCAACGAAAAACGACUGGCUACCCCAACGUCAGGGUAGAGAACUUUACGACAAGUUGGCGGAAUGGUCUCGCCUUCAAUGCUCUUAUUCAUGCACAUAGACCGGAGUUGGUGAACUUCAAUGCACUGAAUCCUAAUGAUCAUAUUGGGAAUCUCAAUAACGCUUUCGAUAUUGCUGAGAAAAAAUUGGAAAUCGCGCGUCUGCUCGAUGCUGAAGAUGUUGAUGCAUCUCGUCCAGAUGAGAAGUCCAUCAUCACAUACGUAUCACUAUAUUAUCAUCACUUCGCAAAGCAAAAGACGGAGUUAACAGGAGCUCGUCGAGUAGCCAACAUUGUUGGAAAAUUGAUUAACAGCGAUACCAUGGAAGAAGAUUAUGGCCAUAUUUCGUCGGACAUUUUGAAAUGGAUUUAUGAGACAAUCAAACAGCUUGAGAAUAGGCGGUUUCCCAACUCUCUGCAUGGCAUGAGAGAAGAGCUCGGCAGGUUUAAUCAAUUCCGCACGGUUGAGAAGCCCCCGAAGUAUAAAGAGAAAGGAGAACUCGAAGCCUUGUUCUUUACCAUUCAAACAAAAAGAAAGGCUAUGGGUAGAAAGCAGUAUGCUCCUUCUCAAGGGUUGUUCAUGCAUGAUAUUGAAUCGGCUUGGGAGAAACUGGAUCGUGCAGAGAAUGACCGUCAGUUAGCAAUUAUCGCGGAAUUACAGAGACAGGAGCGCAUUGAACAACUAGCGCAGCGUUUCCACAAAAAGGCCAAUCUAAGAGAGAGCUGGAUAAGGAAUGUUCAAAUAGUUCUGGAAGAAAUGGAUCAUGGCAGAACAGCGGCUGAAGUGGAAAAGUCGUUGAAAAAACAGCAAGCCAUUGCGAAUGAUAUUCUUGCGAGGGAAGGACGAUUCAAACUCCUCACUUCGAUGUGUACCGAUCUAUGCAAUGAGCGAUAUCACGAGAGUGAUAAGAUUCGCGCUCGUGAGAGAGAUAUUAUUGAAAGGUGGACACACUUAUUGAGCUUACUUGAGCAGCGUCGCAAGUCGCUCAUGGGUUUAAACGACCUUAUGACCCUUCUACGAGAUAUUGACACCGAACCUUUUGACAAUUUUCUUCAAUCUAAUAAAUACAUCCGAAACAAGGGUGAACAAUAUGAUGUGUUACAACGUAAGCUUGAUGACGUCGCUGCCCAGUAUUAUUCUUUGGUUGAUCUUUGCCGUCAAAGGCGCUUCAAUCUGGACAAAGCUCGUGCGUUAUAUCAGUUUGUCCAGGAUCACGAGGAGGAGUUGUCGUGGUUAAAUGAGAAAGAAGCACUUUGUCGUCGUGCAUUAGCGAAUGGUGACGUUGCAGCAGUGCAGCAGACGACAAUUUUGCAUAAGAAUGCGGAAACAGAAAUGCAGUCGCAUUGGGCACGAACUAAGGAUAUGAUGGCUGCUGGAGAGCGUCUCAUUGAGAACGGUCAGUCGAAAGAAGAUAUUCAGAGACGCAUUCAAGCUAUGCAGCAUGGUUGGGAACGUCUUCGUGCAGCUCAUCAAGCUCUUGGACAGUGGCUUAGUGAAGCCAAGCAAGCUCAGCAAUAUUUCCAAGAUGCUAACGAAGCAGAAUCAUGGAUACGUGAAAAGAUGCCUCUAGUGAAAAGCGAUGAUCUUGGUCGUGACGAAGGUGCUGCGGAGUCAUUGCUACAGAGACAUUCACGUCUUGAGGAGGAAAUUCAUGCGUAUAGAGCCGAUAUUGUGCGACUUGAAGAGAUGAGUCAACAACUCGCUAAUAGUUCGUUCCACAGUGCUAAUACAAGCUCGCAUGAGACAGAGGAAGUAUGCGUUCCACAGAUUGAAAUGCUUUACAAGUAUGAAGGGAAUGGCAUGUCAGUGGUGAAAGGUGAAAUACUAGCGCUAUUAGAGCAAUCUACUUCUGAGUGGUGGCGUGUUUUAAAACAAGAUGGUACUGAAGGUUUUGUGCCAACUAAUUACUGCCGAAAAGUACCAGGUGAAACGGUUACUGUGACUCAAACAACCCAAAUAACCAAGCCAUCUAAAGACGUCGUGGAUAGCAGACGUGCGAUAAUUGAUCGUCAGAAAAUGAUAUCGUCCGAUUACCGACAGCUGAAUAAUUUAGCGGAGGUCCGGCGCCGUCUUCUUUCUGACAAUAUAAAGCUUAUGAGGUUCUAUCGUGAAUGCAACGAAUUCGAGGGAUGGGUCCGUGAGACGGAGGCUACACUUGCGGACGAACCGUCCGUGGAGCAUGUGAAAGCAUUCCGUAAGAAAUUUGAUCGACUUGAGGCAGACAUGAAGGCAAUCGGUGGGACGCAACUUAAGCACAUAAACACGAUGGCGGACGAAUUAAUUGGCGAAGGGCAUAGUCAGUCCAGGCAGAUCGAGACACGACAAAGGAAGGUUAAUGCUCUUUGGGAUGAACUAGAACGCUUGCGUGCGAAACGAGCGGCAAAACUCGAGACAACCGAACGAGUUGCAGACUUUGAGUCAUCUUGCGAGGAUGCAAGGGCAUGGAUGCAGGGGAAAUUUGAUCUCCUGGAUAGAAAUCCAAAUGACUUGAAGAGUCUGCAAAACUUGGAGCGUGACUUGAAACCUCUUGAAGAUAAGAUCCUCUAUUUGGAGAAACUUGCAGCCGAGGUGAAGAAGAAGAAUCCAGAAGAAGCUGCCGCCAUUGGACAUCAGAUCUCAGAGCUUCGUGCUCUGCAUGCAGAUCUUUUGCGUAGGGCUCAUGAGAAGAUUAAAAUUGCUGAGCAAUCUCAAGGGCAGGAAAUGUUUGAGACAGCGUUGAAGGAUUCUCUCAUCUGGGUCGACCGUACCAAGAAAGCUCUUGCUGAUGACGUUCGUGCUUUGGAUGUUCAACAAGCGGAGGAGCUCCUAAAGAAACACUAUGAACUUGGUGAAGAAAUCAAGGACAAGAAAUAUGAGGUGGACUAUGUGAUGGAGUUGGGGCGUCGUUUGCUUGAUAAGAAUCCUUGUCUUUGCGAAGUCGAAGCUCAGCUGCAACAUCUUGUUUUGGAAAUAAAUGGUGUGAAGGAUAUGUAUAGGUUGCGCGACGCUCAGCUAAAAGAGCAGCUGGACCUACAGUUGUUCAAUCGUGAAGCGGAACGAAUCGACGCUACCACGAAGGGUCAUGAGGCUUUCCUUGACUAUGCUGAUUUAGGAGACUCGGUAGAAUCUGUUGAGAAUCUGCUAAAACGUCACAAAGACUUAGAAGCAAAGCUUGAUGCUCAAGAGGGACGUUUGAUUGCGUUUUCUAGAAAUGCCGAUGAUCUUAUUAGGAAUCAUCAUUCUGAGAGUGCUUAUAUCGACAAGCGACGUGAAGAUGUGUUGGCGCGUCGCGUGGCAGUCCGCCGAAUGGCUGCCCAGCGUCGGGCGUGUUUGGAGGCUUCACUUGAAUAUCAGAACAUGAAUAGAGAUUCAGAAGAGAUGAUCUCGUGGAUUCAUGAUAAGAGGAAGCUCGCGAACGAUGAGUCACAUCGGGACCUUACUUCAAUCGCGAACAAGCUGCUGAAACACGAAGCCUUCGAAGCAGAAGUUGGAGCUAAUUCGUCCAGAGUUACUCAAAUCAACAGGGUCGGUACGACUCUAAUAAGUCAAAAGCACUAUGAGUCUGUGAAUAUUGAUCGUAUUCUGAAACGGCUGAAUUCCGAAUGGGCGGAAUUACGAGAUGCAGUUGGCCGUAAAGGUGAAAAACUUCGUCAAGCCGCGGACCAGAAGGGCCUGAAUCGUGUUCUCGAAGAUGCUCACGCUAAAUUAGAUGAGUUGGAGACUGCACUCAAGUCUGAUGAUCUCGGAUCCGAUCUCAGAUCGGUAAAAGACUUGAUACAAAAACACUCCGUUCUAGAACAAGAAAUGGGUUUGUAUGAAAAAAGACUUGCAGACAUCUAUAACCGUGGUCGAAAAAUGGCUGAGGAGGGUCACUUUGAUUCUGAAAAAAUAAAUCACACUGUUAGUGCGUUACUAAAACGGUACUCAGCGUAUCAAUGUCCGAUUUCAAUCCUAUGCAUCCGACGAGAUGCACUCGAAGAAUCCAGAAAAUGGCACCAGCUUUCGUUCGAUGUAGAUUGUGAGCUUCAAUGGAUUUCAGAGAAGAAGCCUAUAGCUUGCUCCGAAGACACUGGACGUAAUCUGACCGAAGCACUAAACAUGGUGAAGAAACAGGAGCAGCUAGAAGCAGAAAUACAAAAGCAUUCGGGUCAUAUUGAGGCGACAAUAGCGCAAGGAGAAUCACUUAUCAGAGUGGGACAUAAGGCAGCAGGACAAAUAAAAACAAAAUCAUAUUUCCAGCUUGCUGGAGCGUGGGCUCAUCUGGUACAGCUAGUCCGGAGGCGUCGCCAAGUUGUCGACUGGGGAGUGAAAGAGCAACAGUAUAUGUUUGAUGCUGCAGAGGUGGAGUCUUGGAUGAAUGAGAAGAGAACAGCUUUAGAAUCCAGCAACUACGGUCAGGAUGAAGACGCGGCUCAAAAGCUUCUUACGAAACAUCGCGCUCUGCAAAAAGAUAUGCAAACAUAUCGACAAUGGCUAGAAAAGCUAUCGACCAAAUGUUCUGAGCUGAUAAACUCUCAUCGUCCAAAGGUUGGACGCUUCACUGUUAGACAGGAGGAACUUGAAACUGAAUUUGACCGACUUAGUCGAUUGGCAGAGGAACGUCGUCGCGCCCUAGAGGAUAGUGUGCACUUGUUUGAGUAUAUGCGUGAAAGUGCUGAUCUUGAACAAUGGAUAAAUGAACAACUUCAAACGGCGAUGAACGAAGAGUAUGGAGACGACUAUGAGCACUUUAAGGAAUUGCAGUCGCGUUUCGAAGACUUUAAACAAAGCGUUAGAACUGGCAGUGAACGAUUUGUGUCGUGUGAGGCUGCCGCCAAUGCACUUCUAAGGAGAAAUCCACCAUUUGGAAGAGAUAUCCUGAAGAAACAAGAAAAACUAAGAUCUGUUUGGACACUGCUCUUAGACUACAUUGAAUCGCGCGAAUCUAAAUUAGCUGCUGCUGAAGAACUUCAUCGUUUCAAUCAAGAUGUUCUGGAGCACGAGGAAUGGGUUGCGGACAAGCGUGCAAAUAUUUCACGUGAUAAGGGAAGGAACAUGCAGCAGGUGCUGUCUCAGAAACAUGAGACGCUUGAAAAGGAAGUCGCUGGGAUGCAGUCUCAGUUGCAGAAUCUUCUUGCGGAGUCCGCUCGUCUUAAGGAAGCAUAUCCUGGCGGAAACGCUGAGCACAUUGCGCAGCAACAAGUGGAACUCGCCGAGAGUUGGCAGGAGCUGCAAAUCGCCAUUGAAGACAGACGUGAUGAGCUGCGCGCUGCCAGAGAUAUGCAUCGCUUCAACUCCGAUGUACGUGACCUGCUGGCAUGGGCUGAUAUAACAAUCGCUGAUAUGCAGUCCGAGAUGCAAGUAAACGGCCUACAACAAGCGGAAGUUCUCCAAAAGGAACACUCUCGACUGUACGGUGAAAUCACAACACGAGCACCCGAGUUUGAGAAAGUGGCGCGAUCUGGUCAGGCGAUGAUCCAACGAUCUAAAUUCUCCUUACAGAUCAAUACUGCGUUGGAACACCUUCGAUCCGAGUGGGAGCUUCGAGGAAGCUACUUAGUUCAAUUGGUUCAAUGGCAUGCUUUCCAACAGGAAGCGAAUCAAAUCCUUACUCUCAUAGCUGCCAAACGUGCUACAUUACGUCAGUUAGCUGUUGGAGGUAGUGUUGCCGAUGUUGAAGGUCAAAUGAAGCGUUUAGACACCUUCGAGAAAGCGUUAUCGACGAUGGAUGAGAGAACGAAAGCGCUGGAUCGUACUGCCAAUGAAUUGAUUUCGCGAAAUCACAUGGAGAAGAACAACAUUGAGAUGUCGAGGAAAAAGGUUCAUGACGCAUUAUCUCUUCUACAUCGGGAUGUCGAACAGCGGCAUACUGUGCUUAAUGAGGCCUUCAUGGUGGCAACAUUCGAUCGCGACGUGGCAGACACUGAAGCAUGGAUUGAUGAAAAAUUAAAGGGAAUUCGGCUAGAAAAGGAGCGUCAAGGACAAUGUAGUUCGAUAGAGGACAAGAUGAAGCGAUUACAGAAGCACCAGGCACUUGAGGCAGAAAUGGCAGCGAACCGUAAACGGGUGGAACAAGUACUUCAAAGAGGGAAGGAGCUUCAUACGAAGCAUCGAGAUGCUGGAAUUACCUCUCGUUGUGAUGGUCUAUAUAAUCGUUGGUUGGCACUUGUGGAUGCUUGCGGAGAACAGUCGCGAGCUCUUGAAGAAGCACGAGAUCUUCUUACAUUCAGGCAACUAGUCGAACGUGUUUUAUCUUGGGCUCACGAAAGGGAAUUGAUGGUCACAGCUGCUGAUAUGGGACGUGAUCUUGAACACUGUAAAGUUCUGCUUGAUCGACUGGAUGGUACCAAAGCUGAUUCUUCAGUAGAUCAGGAAACCCUUGAGCAAAUAAAUCGGCUUGGAGAGAAACUCAUAGGCCAAGGAAGAACCAGUCUUGAGGAGGUGCAACAACAACAGCAACAUCUUAACCAUACGUGGGAUGCCUUGCAUGGGAAACUGGCUGCAUAUCGCCGAGAACUCGUAGCUGCAUUGGAAGUUCACGGUUUUAACCAUGAUGUCGAUGAUACUAACGAGAGAAUUCAUGAGAAAAUUGCUGCGAUGCGAAGCGAUGACUACGGAAGAGACUUUGCUACGGUUGAUGCUCUCUUGCGAAAGCAGACGGCUCUUGAACGUGAUAUGAGUGCUAUUCAUCAGAAACUCAUUGCUCAUGAUAAGGAUGCGCAGAACAUACUCGCUAAGAAGCCACCGCUUAAGCAUACGGUACUUGAUUCUCUCAAGAAACUAGAAGAGAGCUGGAAAGAGCUGAGCCAAGCUGCAGAAUUGCGAAAUGAAUAUUUGGAUAAGUCAUACAAACUUCACAAAUACAUAGACCAAGUGAAAAAAGCGGAGCAGUGGGCGAUGCAACUUCGCAAUAAAAUGACGUCUUACCAACCACCAAAGACUAGCGCCGAAGCAGAGCAGCUGAUAGCCCAACACGCUGAACGAAGAGCUGAGAUUGACGGUCGCCAAGAUGAACUCCAUGUACUUCACGAAGAAGGCCAACGCCUCAUAGCAGAACAACCAGAGCACAAGUCGGAAGUACAGCGAGCUCACAAACGCGUUCAAAAUUCGGAACACCAGUUGAGGCAGACAUGGGAAUCAGAGAAGGCGUCACUGCAACGUAUGCUAGAGUGGCUGCAGUGGUGUGAUCAAGCAUCUAUGUGUGAGCGAUGGCUUGCAGACAAGGAAAAUUUGUUAAAGCAAGGUGACAUUGGUGAUGCACCAGAUGUGGUGCAGAUGCUCAUCAAAUCACAUGACGCGUUCGAAGAAACUGUUCGAAAGCAAAGUGAGAAGCUUGAAUGCCUGAAAGCAGAUGCUAUGCAGUUAAUCUCAGGAGACAAUGAAUACCGAAGUGAUAUCGAGGCUAGAUGUGAAGAAGUUAUGCAACGAUAUUCAUCGAUGCUGGAGUUGUCGUCACGUCGGCGCGGUCUUCUCUGCGAUAGCAAGAAGUAUCAUGAUUUUAUCCGUACCUGUGGUGAACUGAUCACCUGGAUCAAUGCAAAGUUGCAGCUGGCCUAUGAUGAAUCUUACCUCGACCCGACGAACCUACGAGCUAAACUUCAAAAGCAUCUGGCAUUUGAUUCUGAACUCACAGAGAACGAGAAGCGUUUAGUGGCUGUAGAAGCUCAAGGCGAACAGCUCAUUAAGGAGAAACACUUCAUGAGUGACCAGGUACGCGCUCAACUUGGUGAGCUCCGUAGUGGUUGGGACGAACUGCGCACGAAAUCAGCGCUGAAAACCCAGCGUCUUCGAGAAGCAUACGAAGCUCAUACACUCCAACGCAAGGUUGAGGAUAUGGAAAAGUGGCUUGAUCGGAUUGAAGCUGAACUCGCCUCUGAAGAUCAUGGUCGUGAUCUUGUUUCGGUCGAACAUUUGAUGAAGAAACUAGAUGCUUUGGAUGCUGAGAUCCGAGGGCGAGCUGAUGUUGUGCGUGAUUUGAUGCAGAAAGCUCGUGAAAUUAAAACUUUGGGCUCGCCAACAUCUGAUGUCAUACUUCGCGCUGCUGAACAGGUUGACGCGCGGUAUUCAUCGAUAAGCGAGCCGGUAUUAAUCAGGAGAGAGAAUUUGCGUGAUGCGCACGCCAUGUACGAAUGGACUGCGUGUGCAGAAGAGGAAUUGGAAUGGCUUGCCGAUAAAUUGCUAUUGGCACGGAGUCAGGAGUGCGGUGACAGUUUGCAUGCUGCUCAUAGUCUUCAAAAAAAGCAUGCAACACUUGAAAAAGAGCUCGAAUUGCGACAAGCUGGCAUCCAUGAGAUCGAAUCUAGAGGUGUGGCUAUGGUGCGUGCAAAACAUUUUGCAUCGUCUCAAAUCGAAAAGAUGAUCAACCAACUGGCGACGGCGCUCUUAUCUGUUAAAGAUGCCGCGUCGGUUCGUCGUACUCGUUUACAGCAAGCUGUUGAUAGCCAUGAGUACUACACGGAAACAGCAGAAGCAGAGCAAUGGAUAAGAGACCAAAUGCCAGUGGCAGCUAAUCAAGAAACUGGUCGUGACCAAAAUUCUGCUGAGAGUUACUUACGACGGCUAACUGUUCUAGAUAAGGAGGUAGCUAAAUUCCAAGAUGAGCUUGAGCGACUUAGAGUACGCUGCGAUUCACUACAAGAUCAUCAAGAUGCCAACCAGAUCGCCGCUCGUCAAGUGAAAUUGGAAACUGCGUAUGCCGAACUUGUCAAGGAGUGCAAUAGAAGGCGUACACAACUUGUCGACGCUGGAAGGUACCACGGAUUUGUUCGACAAGUUGAUGACCUCUCAGAUUGGCUUCAUGAUAAGGAACACUUGGCUUCUUCUGAGGAUUAUGGCAGAGACCUUGAGGAUUGUGUACAACUCACUGAAAAGUUCGAGACUAUUGUUCGAGAGUUAGCAGCUGCUGGUGAGCGGGUAGCGGCAGUGCAGCGAGCGCAAGAAGAGCUUCUGAGAAGUGGUCAUCCAUAUGCAGCUUCAAUUCGUGCCAAAGGUACAGAUCUGCAAAGUCUCUGGACUUCCGUUAACGAAGCGGCCACUGAGCGACAGCAUGCGUUGGCCGGUGCACGUCAAGUACAUCGAUUUGACCAAGAAGCCGAUGAAACACUAAAUUGGCUGCAGGAUAAAGAAGCAACUGGAGUUGCCAUGGAGAACGAAGAGCUUGCUCAUGCCGAUCUUGCCACCAUAAAGGUUCAAAUGCAACGCCAUGACGAGUUUGUGCAUGGCAUGAGAGCUGUUGAGAAACAGGUUGCCGAACUAUGCCGUGAGGCCGAGCGGUUGUGGGCGGCAUUUCCGAAUACUCGUGAACACCUUGAAGUAAGGAAAAUGGACAUGGAAGAACAACUAAAAGACAUUCUGGAAGGUGCAAGAAGGCAUCAUGAACGUCUUCAGCAUAUGGAAAGCAUGCAGGCCUAUUUCCAGGAAUAUCGUGAACUUAUGCAGUGGGUGAAGAAAAUGCAGGCAGUGAUGACGUCUGAGCAGUUGCCACGAGACGUUAUUGGGUGCGAAGCACUGGGACGGCGUCACGACGAGUAUAACCUUGAGAUGCAAGGGCGAAAACCACAUAUAGAUGAGUUCGUUCGUCAGGGAAGGCAUGUGAUUCAGGCGGGUCAUGUGUUGUCUCAAGAAAUUGGCGAAAAGGUGCAAACUCUCGAAAGGUCAUGGGCAGUUCUGUGUGAAGUGUGGAAAGACCGUCAUGAAUUGUAUAACGAGAAUUUGGAUUGCCAAAGAUGGAAACAAAACGCUGCCCAGCUGGAACAGUGGUUGCUUGAGAGAGAACGAAUGCUUGCUGAUGACUGGCGUCAUAUCGAAAGUGUGGAAAGCGCCGAAGCUCAUCUUCGUGACUUCGAUGAUUUCCUAGUGACACUGGACACCCAAGUAGAUCGUUGUGAAAUGGUUGAACGCCUUACUCUCAUCGAACAGAAUUUCAGUCGUCUUAGAAGAAAGGAGGUUGAACGAUCUCGCAUUGCUGAAGAAGACCAGAAACGUCGCGAUACGAUAAAGGUGGUUGAAAAAGGACAGAUUCUAGCCAAUCGUCGCCAAGAGAGGGAGAGACGGAAAACUCAGGAAAUCUCACUGCUUCGACCUACUACCAAUGAUGAUUUAUCAAGUCAGACUUUGCCACGAAAAAUAGACAGAGUGGAGAGGAGCAAAACUUCUGCUCUUUGUGAUACAGCGCUUAAAAUAGAACUAAUCUACGCCAAUCUUUCCAGCGUGAACGCUCCGAUAAUCUCUUCGGCUGAUGUUGAAAUGAAGAAAACGCCAUCGUUCAACACUCGUAGAGGAAGAUCCGUCUCAAGAAAUAGCACAAGCCGUUGGGAAGAUAUGGGUGCCAUUGAUAUGAGAGGCUUCCUCGACCGUAAACAAGAUUUACAAAGUGGCGGUAAAAAAGCGACAAUACGAUCAUGGAAGAACUACUACACCAUUCUUUGUGGUCAGCUAAUGUGUUUUUUCAAGGAUGAAUCAGCACUUUAUGGAAAUCUUGCGGCGGCUGCACCUGUAUAUAUCUACGGUGCACGAUGUGAACCCUUCCCAGAAUAUGUGAAAAGAAAGCAUGCGUUUAGAUUGGCUACCCAAGAUGGUGCCGAAUACAUGUUUGCGUGCACUGAUGAACGACAAAUGCUGGAAUGGGUUGCAAAGGUUAAAUUUCAUGCAGAACUGGCACCCAGUAACCAGCUGAGAUCAUAUUCAUAUCAAGCUAGUGAGGAUGUUCCACCGUUGCCAAUGCGUCGUGGUACACUGGUGGAUGAGGAAUCUCGUCCAAUUUCGCGUGUAUCCGCUUUCGAUGCUUCUGAUGAGUGCAAUGAUUACAAUUCGCUACCGCGUGGAGCGUCGACCCAUGUGGAGGCAUCCAUUCGCUUGUGCUCCACUCUCCCAAGAGGUGUCCGUUCGGGCCAACAGAUAGGGGUGGAACCAAAGAACUCAUUGACGAAUUCCUUAUCCCAUAUGCCCGCACUCUUCGAACCACGGAAGGUCACAGUUGUUCAGCGAGCAUGCAGACGACAGUCGAUUUAUGCUGAGAGCAUCUACGGCGAUAUGGAGGAAGUGGAUGAAGUCUCCACUACGAAUUCUUAUACCGCUACAGCAUCGUCUACAAUACAUCCACCUACAUCUUCGAACGGCUAUACGGAAACGCUUUCUUAUCGAGAAUUGUCUGCAUCGAACUACACCCGUGAGACACCACCACAAAGCGGGGAGUUCAUCUCGUGGGUGGAGAACAACCAAUACGGUAGACCACCACAGUCAUCGACACCCAUUUCAAGUCAUGACACUGAAUCUUUGAAAAGCGAGAGUUUUUCAGAGAAGCGAUUUUCGCUGUUCGGCAAACGAGGAUCGAAGUCUCAAAAAUGA